UCAUUCAAACGCAGCAACUCCUGUUGUGUCAGUUUUAUCUUCCACUACUACCAGCCACUACCACAGCCACUUGGCAGCGGAGAAUCAUAAAGAUGGUGACAUUUUUGGUGAUUCUGAACUACAGCAAUUUUCUUCAAGCUUAAAAAGCUCUUAAGUAUUAAACUCGGAGAUGUGAACAGACCGGUUUUGCUGAAAGCAAGUUACAUAAACUGCAGAACAACAUAAGCAAUUCCACCUCUUUCAUACAGGAGCUAGCAACAAUUUUUAUGAAAAUAUUUCUUCCUGGCAGAGGUUAGCUACUUCUACAGAUGAGCAGAAUACCCAACAACCCUCUCGUGAAGGAGUCAUCAAGGCUCAAACAUCUGCCAUCAAACAACUGGGAAGUUUCCGAAGGGGCUCUAUUUCUUGCAUGAAAACAACUUGAUGCUUCUUCUUGAAACUGCCAAAGGAAACAUGCCAACUCAGCCUCUUUUGGUGUACAUGGAUGGCCCAGAAAGUAUAGCCAGUACUGUUGGUUCACGAAUGGACAAUAAUGAUGCCACCAUGCCAGUGAAAGGAGCCAACACAAUCUCCUAUAAGAACUUGCAAGAUAAGUUCUUGAUGCAAGGCGAAGGAUGUGUUUCUUUAGACUGCAUGUUUUGUGAACAGACUUUCAAGCAUCCAGAAGAUCUCGGUAAGCAUGUAUUAACCCAGCAUAGGCCCACACUCUGUGAACCAGCGGUUUUGUGCGUGGAAGCGGAGUAUGUUAGCCAUCUUGAUAAAGGACAAGGGAGAAUUGAUUUGCCAUCCCUGGAUGUAAAUGAAAAGGAUAGCCAAGACUUCAGCUGUGUGGUUUGUGGGCAAACAUUUGAUGAGGCCUUUGAUGUUGAGGCCCACAUGAGGAAGCACAAGGAUUCUUUCACUUACUGGUGCAGUGUGUGUGGAAGGAGAUUUAAGGAGCCCUGGUUCCUAAAAAAUCACAUGAGGACUCACAACAGCAAACCUGGGUCUCGCAGCAAGGCGCUGCAAGGAUCCGAGAGCCCCGUAACGAUAAAUGAGGUCGUUCAGGACCAAGUGGCAGAAAGCAUAACAUCCCCUUAUAAAAUCUGCAUGGUGUGUGGCUUUCUAUUUCAGAAUAAGGAAAGUUUAAUCGAGCACAGCAAAGUACAUACCAAAGAUUCUCUAGCCAACGGCAAUGGCUCUCCUUCGGAAGGGGACGGUGAAGAAAGGACGACACCCAGAGAAGAAUUUCUGCAGUUUUUAAACCUAAAGCCACUUUCAACUUCUAAUAACAGCAAACAGAAAAAGCCCGUGAAAUGGAUUGCCGAGUUGGAUCCGUUCAGUACCUAUCAGGCAUGGCAGCUGGCUACUAAAGGUAAAGUGGCUAUUGGCCACGGGCAAACAAAAGAGGCAGGUCAAGAAGGAAGCACGGACAACGAUGACUCGUCUUCGGACAAAGAAGAACUUGGGGAGAUUUGGAACGGGAGCAAAGCAAACCAGACUGAAAGCACCGGAAAGACCAAGGGAAGCAGAGGUGGAAGUUACGCAGGGAUUGGAAACAUGCCACAGGACAAAUUUAAUAAAUAUCGUUGCCGCGAAGUGCCUUCAUUGCAUAUGGAUUCUAAACUGUCCCAGAACAAAGACAAGCCUACCCAUUGUUCAGACUGUGGCAAAGCCUUUCGGACGUACCACCAGCUUGUCCUUCACUCGCGAGUCCAUAAUAAGAAAGAGCGGAAGAAUGAUCUAGAAAGCGGUUGUGGGGAAGGGAAGCAGCCGAGAACCUGCCUUUCCGACCCUGGGACCCUGGAUGAGAACGGAGCUGAACGACUGGAGGGAGGGUCUGAAGACGGCUCCGAGGAUGGGAUAAUAGAGACUCCAGAUAAAAAUGAAGAUGGGUUGGAAAGAUCAAAAGUAAAAAAUCUUGGAGCUACUAGAGAAUGCAGCUACUGUGGAAAGUUUUUUCGUUCAAACUAUUACCUCAAUAUUCAUCUCAGAACUCAUACAGGCGAAAAGCCAUACAAAUGUGAAUUCUGUGAGUAUGCAGCAGCACAGAAAACCUCCCUGCGCUACCAUUUAGAGAGACAUCACAAGGACAAACACACAGAAGCUUCAGCAGAUCUGAAGAGUGACAGUAAAGGGUUAUUUCCUUCCCAGGAGACGGGCUUCUUGUCAGUAAGUGCCGGUCAUGCUCCAGAAACCAAAAAUCUGAAAAGGCUCCUUGAAGACGCCAAAGAUGCCAAAGGAGUAGUCCCACCUGUAAAACAACAGAGAGAAGAGUUUUACCCUUUUCACGGUGCGCCCAAUAAUCUAACUCAGGACACGAGCAAAGCCUUAGACUGUGAUGGCUUGAAAGAGGGUGGCGGUGCAUCUGUUUCAGGUUUUUUAAAACGUGGUGCAAAAAACACAGUGGAACAUCAGGCAAACAGCCUUGUUAAUAGAAGUGCAAAAAAGAACUCUGAGUUAACAAAAAAUGUGUUUUAUGCUGGCAGGACGAAGGCGGAUUUAAAUGACAUUACCGAAAACUCAAAAUGCAUAUUAACAGUUCAAGAAAAGCCCUUAAAUUUAUCUACCGCCUCUUCUCAGGAUGCUCCAGUAAUUCUUCAUUCUCGGUGUUCCUUAGCAACCAGCACCUGUCCCUUUUGUACUUUCAGGACUUUGUAUCCAGAAGUUCUCAUCAUGCACCAACGGUUGAUGCAUAAGUCUGCUAAUAACCUCAAUGCAAUGACUAAAAAUAGCAUUAGAAACAGGGCUGCUCAUAAAGCCAGGCGUACAGGCUGCCCACCUUGCCUUUUGGGCAAGGACGUGUUGCCUCUGCCUCUUAAUUCCAGGAAAACCAAAUCUUCCUCGCUCGCUCAGUCAAAAUCUUUGCCUGUGGAGAAGGCGAGGCAGUGCCCCACCCCACAGAGCAAAGGGCCCAUUCUCUCAGGACAAAACGCCAGCAGCUGGUCCCCGAGCAACUUGAAAUCAUGCAAACCUCAAAUGAUCGGCAUCCCGAUUAAUAACUGUAGGCAGGAAAUGCACCAGAGCCCUGGUCGCUCUUCAGUGCAAGAUAAAGGGAAAUCAAGACUUUUGGCUUCUCUGUCAGGGACGGGCAAUAGCGACAUCAACAGCUCUUCGGAGAACCCUUUGAACAAAGCUAGCCGAGAAGUAGAGUUUUUGAGUAACAGAUCGGCCGGGAAUAGAUAUAUGGGAUUUGAUGGACUGCCUGCAAAAAGACUUCGGCCUAAUCUCUUCGCUCUGGAACAGAUGGACUCUGCUCGACAUCGGACAGAGAGUGAAACUGCUAGAUUAUCUCUUUCAGGCAAAUAUUCAGGUCUGCUCCCUCACACCAAGCAUGCCUCUCUCCUUUUCAAACAAGGGCUCAUGAGCUCCGACAGAGACGCUGUGAAUCCAAUGACUGUUGUAAAACCAUAUGAAACAUACAACCCAGGACCGUUUGCCAGUUCCUGUGGAUCAAGUGCCAGCCACGUCCCCAGCUCUUCAAAAGAAGGAAAAAGACCGGUGUCAUAUCAACACCUAUCUAACACCUUGCUGCAAAAGCGAAGUUAUGAGUCCUUCAUUGGCAAUACCCACAGCCGCCUGAAUGAUAAGAAAACAUGAUUUGGCUGCAACAGAUGGUAUGAAGAUGCAGACUUUGAAUUCCUUUACAGUUCGUCUCUUGAGAAUUGAUAGAAUGACGGAAGCUAACAAACUAAGCUGUGAUUUUACUGUGCACAGAGGAAAAACACUACAGUUGUGUAAUGGAAGAUUUGAUCCUGUUUGGAUGAAGCGCAAUGUAAAACGUUGUUGUCCAAGACAGUGUUGUCUAAGUGUGCGUGUAUCUUUUCCCAAUCUUGAAUAAUAUUUUUUUUCUUAGAAUUACUGUAGACCAAAUAUCCGACUUAAAUAUAUAUUUUGCAUAAGUGAGUGCUGCUGAUGUUGCGUGCAGUCCUUGCAUCUCAGGUAAAGCUGUACAUUCUGUUUCCCUCGUUGAAAUACAGAGAGGUUUGUUUUUUUCCCUCUAAAUAUUUUCAGGUUUUGUUUUUUUCUUUAAA
Molecule: messenger RNA, 4013 nt
Organism: Thamnophis sirtalis
Lineage: Eukaryota; Metazoa; Chordata; Lepidosauria; Squamata; Natricidae
Gene: ZNF217
Product: zinc finger protein 217
Biological process (GO): regulation of DNA-templated transcription
Cellular component (GO): nucleus
Molecular function (GO): DNA-binding transcription factor activity, RNA polymerase II-specific; RNA polymerase II cis-regulatory region sequence-specific DNA binding
Source: RefSeq, a predicted model, not a curated record